Colossoma macropomum (tambaqui) is the source of this 1974-nucleotide messenger RNA. It is a transcript of the gene styk1a, whose product is annotated as serine/threonine/tyrosine kinase 1a. Gene Ontology annotation, cellular component: signaling receptor complex. The record is from RefSeq and is a predicted model, not a curated record. The transcript is spliced from 10 exons. Gene Ontology annotation, biological process: cell surface receptor protein tyrosine kinase signaling pathway; positive regulation of kinase activity; multicellular organism development. Gene Ontology annotation, molecular function: transmembrane receptor protein tyrosine kinase activity; ATP binding. Bases 255 to 1694 code for a protein of 479 amino acids. NCBI's taxonomy places the organism in Eukaryota, Metazoa, Chordata, Actinopteri, Characiformes, Serrasalmidae.
GGCAAGGGCAGGGCUUAUAUUUGGAGAGGGAACUGUGUGACAACAAGAAAGGCUGGCCAAACACAGGACAGUGACUUUCGGUGAGAGAGGCUGUACAGACAGUAGAAACAGUGGAGCAUAUAAAUACUGUGACAAACUAGUACAGGAUGGCUUUGGCACUGGAUUUUACUGUUAUGAAUAAAACCAACGAUCACAGCAAUUCAGGAUAAAGAGAAAAACCUACAGUGUGCUUCUUUACUACUGAACAUUACAUCAUGUCUAAUUCAUCUAACACAACCAGCCUGUGCGAUCCCUCGGACAGGAUGUGCGUGGCACGUCUGUAUGAACAGGAAGUCAUAGUAGUUCCCGUGUUGCUGCUGGCAAUUUUCCUGGGCACACUUCUAACUAUGUGUUUUCUGCGCCUGUGUUCUAAGAAAGAGGUUGAUGCAGUCACAACACACAGACACCACACACACAGUCACCAUCAUACACACAGACACCACACAGACAGUCACCAUCAUACACACAGACACCACACAGACAGUCACCAUCAUACACACAGACACCACACAGACAAUGAACAUCAUGCACAAAGACACAGCACAAACAGUCGGCAUCACACACAUCGACAGCACCGAAGCAGCAGACAGCACCUGCAGGGCAUUGACGCCCCUCCAGAGCUAAAUCCACUGGAGUAUGAGGUUGUACCUAUGACACCCCAAACACAAAACAGCAAGCCCAGCCCCCAGCCUGGAGUACCGCCACUGUCCACUGAGAGGCAGCAUGACUCCUUUCAGCUGAUCAACCCACUGCCGCUCACCUUUGCAAUGAGGCAAGACAAUGAUGUCACUCUCUACAGAGCCACUAUGGACCGGAGGGCUGUCGUCUUACGAGUGCUCAAAGAAACAGCCAACGACAGGGAGCGGCAAGACUUCCUUGGCUUUGCCCACUUCCUGUCCGAGUUGGGGCCCCAUUCAUGCCUGCCCACUCUGUUGGGAGUGGUGACAGUAAGAUCACCACUUAUCAUGGUGCUAGAGGAGCUGGACAACCGAGACCUGCUAGGCUUCUUAUGGAGAUGCAGACAGGACCACCAAAGUGUGGGAACACCAUGUGACCUGACGGAGAAACGGAUUUUCACAAUGGCUGGACAGAUCGCCACUGCUCUGGAGUAUUUGCACAGCAAGAACUGCAUCCACGGCAACAUUGGGGCACGAAGCGUCCUGGUUGGUCGAGACCUUUCAGUGAAGCUGUGGGGUUUUGGCCCAGCUUACUGUAGGAGGACGGAGGAGGGGUCUGCAGGAGAAGUGGAAGAAAUGGAGAUGAGGAAGUGGCAAGCUCCAGAGGUGUUAGCCCGUCGACCUGUCAGUUACAGCAGUGAUGUAUGGUCGUUUGGCAUCUUGCUAUAUGAAAUGGUGACUUUAGGAGAUCCUCCAUUCCCUAGAAUAAUGGCCAUUGAACUCCUACAGCACCUCCAGAGGGGAAAAACCUUAAAGAGACCAGCUAACUGUUCCAACUCACUAUACUCCAUAAUGAAGGAAUGUUGCCAGUGGAGACCACAGGAUCGAGCCUCACUGGCUCAAGUGAUUUCAAAGCUCUGGCUGGGUGAGAGAAGUGCUAAUGAUACGGCGGUGCUCAGAGUGCCUGAGCCACUGGACAUUGAGAAAUACAUCCGGGAAGCAGGCUAUGGAGAGGCUUACAACUACGCUGUCCUCUAAUAGGCUCCUGGGAUAUACUGCUCAUUUAAAUGGAUUACAUUUGCACAUGGUCAGCUGCCUCAGUAGGUUCUACUGAAAAUCUACCUGCUGCAAGGCAAACGCACAGCAGAGACAUUCUUGAAUGCCUCGGCCUCUGAACAUAAGACAUCAAUAAACCAGCACUUGUUGAUGAUUGUAGUCUUUUGUGGAAAUGUCAAACAGUGUGACCCACAACACUAGCAUUCUAUUCACUUGUACAUGAUAUUGUUCAACUGGAAUGAUGAUCUCUCUUUUCUAUACA